GCGGAGGUUACAUAAUCAUAUAUGUCUUCCGCGAGCUUCAUCUUCUCAAUGCCGAGAUCCAUUCAUCGUGAAGCCAGGAAAUACCCAACAUCGACAGAGACUCCUUCAUUCCGGUACUGGUCGAUAGCCGCAAGAGCCUCAUUCCAAUGCCGCAAACAUCACCAAGAACAUCACGGCCAUGAACAGCCUCGCUUCUUCCACCCGCGCGCUGCGCUCCACCGGUCAUUCUUUCCUUGCGCUGCCGCCCACAUGUCGACUUGCGCUCUACGAACAAACUCUCCGCACCUCUUCUGCCCCCACACGACGCGCCUUCUCAGCUACAGCAUCACGCAAAUCCGAGCUCUAUAAUGCAGUUGUCAGCGUACCUGCCACUCUCCUGGAUGUCAUUCACUCCACUGGUCUACCAUGGUUCGCGACGAUCCCAACAGCAGCAAUCCUCGUUCGAGGCGUUCUCAUCUAUUACGCUUUCACCAAACCGCAUCGUAUCGGAGACGUCAAGAUGUCACAUCUGGCGCCUCUUUACUCAGCACGGAGAGCAAGCAAAAUGCGUUUACUGGGCCGUCCACCCCGGGUGACGACUUUCAACAACAUAUCGGGGAAACUUCAACACUGGUAUAAAGCGAACAAAAUGAGUUGGGCCAUCCGCAACCAGAUUCAGAAAGCUUUCGGUAUAUCAGGUAGUCUUCGCUCCGGGAUAGUCACCAACUUAUCCCUCGUCGUCAUGUCUGAAGCUAUCAGACUCAGAUGUGGAAGUUCACAGGGUCUUGUCUCAAUCUUGUUGUACCCUUUUGCUAGGGUAUGGACUGGUAUCAAGAGAACAUUUCUGGAUAUCAAGGACCAACUUUCCCCGAUAUCGCCAGAUGCGCCCACACCUCUGGUAGAGCAGAUGGAAUCACUCUCCAUUGUUCAAUCACCCUUCGUCGACCCCUCCCUCAUGGUCGAAGGUCUACGCUGGUGUCCCGACCUGAGUGUUCCCGACCCAUAUCAACUUCUUCCGUUCUUCCUCACAACAAUCAUGAUAUAUCAAGGUGUCGUUACCGCCAUGCAAAUCCCCGUUACGCGCCGCCCGGACUUAGCAGGCUUGAGUGAUGCCAAGAUUGAGGCUCAAGCUCAUCAGCUCAGGUUCGACCUCAAAGAGCAUGCAACACAAGCUUCAAAGCGCAAGAGGAGUAUUUUUGUGAACAGCUCUGUGGCAUUCAUUUUCGGCUUGAUCAUGACUGAGGUCCCGGCGGGAAUCGUCCUCUACUUGCUCACUAGUGUGACUACUGCUGGAGUGCAGAGGCUCUGGCUACAGUAUAAAUAUCCUGCCGGGGAGGCGAUUACCCGGUGUAAGCUGCCCAUGAGAGUCCGGGUAAGGAAUCAGUAUCGCAAAUGAAAAUUAUCUGGACAGUCCAUGGGGAUAUCGAUGCAAUCACGGUGAUUGAUCUGCCUCGGGAUUGCGAAAAGGUCAUCCCUGGGCGAGCCGUCAGCUGGCCUGGCACCGGCGAAAUCAAAGCCCAGCAUUGUAACAACAAUAUUCCCCCGAAGAAUU
Messenger RNA from Dissoconium aciculare CBS 342.82, 1531 nucleotides. RefSeq lists its product as uncharacterized. Gene Ontology annotation, molecular function: membrane insertase activity. The transcript has a single exon. Gene Ontology annotation, biological process: protein insertion into mitochondrial inner membrane from matrix; mitochondrial respiratory chain complex IV assembly. Gene Ontology annotation, cellular component: mitochondrial inner membrane. NCBI's taxonomy places the organism in Eukaryota, Fungi, Ascomycota, Dothideomycetes, Mycosphaerellales, Dissoconiaceae. The record is from RefSeq and is a predicted model, not a curated record. Bases 179 to 1375 code for a protein of 398 amino acids.